AUGAAGUUUAUUUAUGGACUUUUAGCUCUUGCAGCUUCAAUUGUAGCAACGAAUGCUCAAUAUUGUUCUAUUGGUGUUUGUGUAAAAGAAGGUGAAAAUUGUAACAUUAAUAAUUAUAAUUUUACAGAUAAUAGUGUAGUUGAUAUUACAUGUGAAUAUGGUACUUUUUGUCCAUCUAGUUCAGUAAUCUUUACCCCAGUUUGUACUAAAUUAAGUGGUUUAGGAGAAACUUGUGGCACCCCAUUCACAGAAUGUGCAGAACCAUUCGCAUGUCGUUCUGUUACAACCACCAAAGGUAAUUUACAAACUUGUGCUAUGCCAGAUUAUUUAGGUUUUGGUGAAAGUUGUAAUUCAGACUACCAAUGUGGUAAUGGUUUAACAUGUAAUGAAGAGAUUUGCUCAUUGAAACCACACGUUAUUUGUUCUAACGAUGGUCAAUGUCCAUUUGGUCAAUUCUGUAAUGGUACUAACUCAUUAAAUACUCCAGUCCAAUGUAGAACACUUUAUGCUACCGGUGCAAAAUGUACUAGAGACGGUCAAUGCCCAUACAACAACUAUUGUGGUGCCAAACAAGGUGAUAACUCUGGUGAUUUAUUCUGUCAAUCAAAUUUCAACAAAGUCCAAGGUGACACUUGUUCAGUCCACGGUUCUUCAUUUGUUCAAUUAGGUUCUGGUUUCCGUUACGAAUGUGCUGCUACUUUAGUUUGCCAAGCUGGUACCUGUCAAUCUCCACAAAACUCAAUCCCAACUGGUGAUUGUAUGGAUAUCGCCAACUCUUGUCCAUCAGCAUAUGGUUCAAGUUGCCAAUGUACUUCUACCUCACAAAUUAUAACUGGUAAAUGCACUGCUAGUCCAUUCAACUUGGCUUCAAAUUGUCAAACCUCUGUCCAAAACUUGGCCACAUGUGCUAUUGAACAUGAAUGUCCAAGCAUUGAAAAUAUCGAAUUAGGUCCAGAUUCAUGUCUCAUGAAACACUGUAGAUCUGAAAUCUGUGAUAACAAUAAUUGUAUUGUUCAAACAAACACUUGUGGUGAUGCACCAGUUUACCCAGUUUGUAACACCCCAUCAUCUUCAUCUGUUAUUUUGCCAUCAUUUGUCUUAUUAAUUGUUGCCAUUAUUGCUUUAUUAUUCUAA
Molecule: messenger RNA, 1134 nt
Organism: Dictyostelium discoideum AX4
Lineage: Eukaryota; Evosea; Eumycetozoa; Dictyosteliales; Dictyosteliaceae
Gene: gdcA
Product: gp64 and disintegrin-like, cysteine-rich protein
Exons: 2
Coding region: 1-1134 (377 amino acids)
Biological process (GO): negative regulation of Wnt signaling pathway
Cellular component (GO): extracellular region
Source: RefSeq, a predicted model, not a curated record